GACCGGGACCGGGAUGGGGAUGGAGGUGGGGACCAGGGUGGGGACCGCGAUGGGGACGGGGCUGGGGAGCGUGGCACGGCCGCCGGGCGCGCAGGGGCUGCGGAACCACGGCAACACGUGCUUCAUGAACGCCGUGGUGCAGUGCCUCAGCAACACCGCCCCGCUCGCCGAGUUCCUCGCCCUCGGCCGCUACCGCGCCCGCGGAGCCCGCGCCGAGGUCACGCAGCGGCUGGCGGCCCUGGUCCGCGCCCUCUGGACCCUCGACUACAGCCCGCGGCUCUCCGCCGAGUUCAAGAGCAUCGUGUCCAAGCACGGCGCGCAGUUCCGGGGCAACGCACAGCACGACGCCCUCGAAUUCCUGCUCUGGCUGCUGGACCGCAUGCACGAGGACCUGGGCGCCGCCUUGCCCGCACAGGGGCCCUGCACCACCGCCGAGCCCGUCCCGGAGCAGAGCAGCGGUGCCGCGGCACCCCGUGUGCAGAGCUUCGUGCAGAGCCACUUCCAGGCGCAGUACAGGUCCUCGCUGACGUGCCCGCACUGCCUGAAGCAGAGCAACACCUUCGACCCCUUCCUGUGCGUCUCGCUGCCCAUCCCCACGCGCCAGACCAGGGCGCUCAACGUGACGCUGGUGCUGCAGCGCGAGGCCCGGCGCCCGGUGCGCGUGGGGCUGGCGGUGCCGCUGCGGGGCACGGUGGCGGAGCUGCGCGCCAUGGUGGCGCGGGAGGGGGACGUGCCCCCCGAGCAGGUGAUCCUGGCGGAGGUGUCCCCGCGGGGCUCCCUGCGCUCGCUGGGUGACGCCGAGGAGCUGGGCACGGCCGGGGAGGGGGCGGCCCUGUACGCGCUGCAGGGCCCCCCCGGGCCCCCCGCAGGUACCGGGGCCGCCCCCCGGCCCCCCCCCGCGCUCCUGCUGCUCCUGUGCCACGCCGCGGGCACCGGCCCCCACCAAGCCAGGUUCGGGCCCCCCCUGGUGCUGUGGCAGGAGCGGGGCGCGUCGUGGGCGCAGCUGCAGCGCAGCCUCCUCGCCCCGCUGCGGCACCUGAUCAGGAGCGGGGCGCAGGGCGCAGGGACCCUGUUCCGGCUCCGUGUGGCCGGGGACGCAGCGCCCGGCACCUACCUGUCCCCGCAGGACGCCCGGCCGCUCUGCCACCCCGCCGUUGACAGGGCGCUGCGGCUGAGCGGUGCGGGCGGCCCCCCCCACGUGCAGCUGACGGCCGAGUGGGACGUGGCCACCAAGGAGCGUCUCUUCGGCAGCCUCCAGGAGGAGGCCGUGCAGGAUGCCGAGAGCGUGCGGCUGCAGCAGCAGGCGCACCAGCAGCAGCACAGCUGCACGCUGGACGAGUGCUUCCAGCUCUACACCAAGGAGGAGCAGCUGGCCCCGGACGACGCCUGGCGCUGCCCGCACUGCCAAGUGCCGCAGCAGGGCACGGUGAAGCUGAGCCUCUGGACGCUGCCCGACAUCCUCAUCAUCCACCUGAAGCGGUUCCGGCAGGUGGCCGAGCACAGGCACAAACUCACCACGCUGGUGCGCUUCCCCCUGCGGGGGCUGGACAUGGCCCCGCACCUGGCCCCGGGGGGGGGCCGCUGGGCGCCCCGGCGCCUGCCCGAGAGCCGCCCCCGCGACUCCCUCUACGACCUGUACGCCGUCUGCAACCACCACGGCAGCAUGCAGGGCGGCCACUACACCGCAUGCUGCUGCAACUCCCUGGACGGGCGGUGGUACAGCUACGACGACAGCACGGUGGAGGCGGUGCAGGAGGACGAGGUGAGCACCCGCAGCGCCUACAUCCUCUUCUACCAGCGCCGCAACGCCAUCCCCGCCUGGUCGGCCAGCAGCGCCGCCAGAGGCUCCACCAGCUCGCCCCUGUCCCAUCACUGGGUGGCCCGGCUGGGCGGCAGCAAGCGGGACAGCGCCAGGUCACAGCCCCCUGCCCCCCGUCCCUCCCCGCCCAGCACCCCGGACACCAGCACCGCCCAGGAGAAAGGCGGCUUCGAGGCGAGGCCCUCGGUGCGCGGCGUCCAGAGCCGCAGCCUCAGCGUGAAGCUGCCCCCCGCCCGCCGCGACGGCCCCCCCAGGCCCGUGCCCCUGCGCUGGUCCUUCACCUCCCGGCCGCGGGCACCGGGUGCCCCAGGGGAGCUGGUGGUGCACCUGGAGCCGGGGCACCGGCCCCGCCGCCCCCACCGCGCCGUCCUCCCAGCAGGGGUGGGUGAGGAUGGCAGCCCCCACGCUGCCCCCCAGGCCCGGAGCCCCUCGCUGGGUGAGGCAGCCGGCACCCCCAAAAAACCCGAGCUGCCCCUCUGCACCCCAACACUGCGCCGAGCUCGGAGCGCCGGUGCUGAGGUGACCCCACGCCUGCACCCCAAAAGCAAAAGCCCCCCCGGGAGCGGGGAGCAGCAGCAGAGACCCCCCCGGGGGCGGCAAGAGGGCAAAGCAGGGGGGGCCACGCUCUGCAGCAGCCCGCAGAGCCCCGAGCCGCCCAUCAGGCGCUCGCAGAGCUCGGCCAGCCUCCCCCUGCACCCCUUCCGCCUGCUGCGGCGCUCGGCCUCGCUGGGCAGGGGCGCGGGGGGCCCCCCACAGCCCCCACCCGGCCCCCCGGGUGCGCGGGGCACGGUGCUGCGGGGCCGGGAGCGCACGGCAUCGCCGCGCCACGCGGCCGUGCCCGAGUCCAGCUUCUGAGCAGGGCCCGUGGGGCUGGCGUGAGGCUCAAGUGGGAGCGCCCGGCGCUGGGGGCAUGGCGCAGUGGGGUGCCCGCGUUUGGGGCAUUUCUGCACCAUGAGCAUCCCGCAGCUGGGCGUACGGUGCUGGGGGCAUCAUGCACUGGGGUGCCCGAAAUCGGGGCAUCCCUGCACAUCUGGCACCCCAGGGACAUCCCACAAGGGAGCACCCUGCACCUGGGCACCCCGCACCGGGGGCAUCCCAUGCUGGGCGUGCCCUGCACCACGGCCCCCAGCGCCUUCCCAACCCAUGCCUUACCUGGGAGCGAGCACCAGGCAGCAGGUGUGGGGUCCGUGGGGCAGAGGGAUGUCAGGAGCUAAGAGUAUUUAUUCUGUACGGAGAGAGUUUUAUGCAGAGACGGUUUUGUUUUGUACGAGGCGACUCCUUGGGAGGGCGGCCGGCAGCGGGGCGCCGCGCCCGCUCUCAGGGCUAUGCAAUACGCGAUUCCUCCACCCAGCUUUUGUACGCGGGGGCUGCUGGCGGCGGCACUCUGAGCUCUUUCUAUUAAAGACACGUGAAAGGA
Cygnus olor (mute swan) is the source of this 3236-nucleotide messenger RNA. It is a transcript of the gene USP43, whose product is annotated as ubiquitin specific peptidase 43. Gene Ontology annotation, biological process: protein deubiquitination. Gene Ontology annotation, molecular function: cysteine-type deubiquitinase activity. The record is from RefSeq and is a predicted model, not a curated record. NCBI's taxonomy places the organism in Eukaryota, Metazoa, Chordata, Aves, Anseriformes, Anatidae.